AUGUCCAACUCGGACAAUUCAGACGAACCUGGUAUGGAAAUCUUUGAUCCCGGUUCGACUCUCCACAGCGGCCUAUCACCAGAGGCAGACUUCCUCAUCGCCCGACUCCGGCAGCAGGGCAUCCCCACAGCCCCAGGCCUCACUCUCUCGCAACUUCGAGAGCUCUCGGAUCAGGUCUCCAGCUCAGCUCCCCAGCCCGAGGCAGCAGCCCCAAGCAGCUCCCCAGAGAGACCAGGGCGAGGACGCGGCCGCAGCCGCGGAGGAAAAAAACGCAGGAAAUCGAGCCCUCCAGGACCCCGUCCGCCUCCCAAAUCCACCCCUUCUCAGGCUCACCAGGCCGGGAGCGGGGAAAGUAGCGUGGUCGGCGCCCUGCAAUCCCUCAAUAGCUCCAUAAGAGCCAUCGAUGCUCGCCUCCAGGCCCUGGAAGACUCCGGCACAGGAGCGUCAACUUCCGCCGCAUUCAGAGCAGCGCUCGCUGCCUCAGUCCCGCUGGGGUUGCCAGGUCAGGGUUUUCCACGCAUCCCAGUGGCAGCUCCUCCUCACUCUCUGGCUUCAGCCCUCCCAGCCCCCCCUGCAGGGCUCUCCCAAGGCUUCAGGGUAGGGGUCCUCUCAUCUCCCACAGUUACUUUCGUAGCAAAAAACCUACAGUCAGCCGCUAAAGAACCCAACAUAGUUUCCCAGCUCAUCGACAAAGAACUCCACAAAGGAUACAUAAUCGGCCCCUUUAGCUCCUCCCCCUUCCCAGUGUUCCGUUCAAAUCCCAUAGGAAUAGCCACACGCAAAUACUCUGGAAAAAAAAGGCUGAUUUUCGAUCUGUCCGCUCCCCGUUCCGGCACAUUUUGCAGCGUCAAUAGUAUCAUCCCUCCAGAGCAGUUUUCCCUUCACUAUGCCUCAGUGGACAAUGCAAUCAAAUUGAUUAAGUUCACAGGGCACGGAGCGUGGCUCUCCAAAGCGGACAUUACCGAUGCCUUAAAAAUCAUUCCCAUUCAUCCGUCUCAGUGGAACUUGUUCGGCAUUAAGUGGGAGUCCAAAUUCUAUUUCGCCGUUCGCCUGACCUUCGGGUGCAGAAGCAGCCCCUGCAUCUUCAACUCCUUCUCGGAAGCGCUCUGCUGGAUCCUGCUGAACAUCGUCAGAAUCCCCUCCGUCCUUCACCUACUGGACGACUUCCUCCUCAUAGACCCGCCACAGGACAGCUCAGGGACCUCACUGAGCAAACUGAAACACUGCUUUCAGGAGCUAGGCGUCCCCCUCUCCAAUGAAAAAACGUUAGGUCCCAACACAUGCUUAGAGUUCUUAGGCAUCACCCUUGACUCCAUAGACAUGAAGGCGUCUCUCCCCUCCGACAAAUUGCAGCGCAUUCGGGACAUCACCAAAUCAUACUGCGAGCAACAAAUCAUUACAAAACAACAGCUGCUCUCCCUUCUAGGACACCUCAACUUCGCCAUGCGAGUCAUCCCCCAGGGGCGCUCGUUCAUCUCCCGCCUCCUGGACACAGCAUCAGCGGUCGACAAUCUCCAUGACCGCGUCCUCUUAGACGAAGGCUGCCGCUCAGACCUACGUUUCUGGUCUUUCCUGCUCGCCCACUGGAACGGAGUCACUUUCUUCUAUGACGACCUUGUGUGUUCCUCCGAUUCAAUGAGGUUCUUCACGGAUGCCGCCCCAUCCGUGGGUUUUGGGGGCUUCUUUCAGGGCGAGUGGUUCGCAGGGUCUUGGCCCCCGUCAUUCCCUAAUCAUGCCUCAUCCUCCGCUCUGCACGAGAUAUUUCCGAUCGCCGUUGCAUGCCACGUAUGGGGUCACCAGUGGUUCCGUAAACGCAUCUCGGUGCUGUGCGAUAACCAAUCAGUGGUCGAAAUCAUCAAUAAAGCGCGCUCCCAGUGUAGCGACAUCAUGCCAUUCAUGAGAAGCAUCACGCGGUCCUCCAUUAUCCACAACUUCAUCAUCACAGCUCGUCACAUUCCCGGUCACCUCAAUGUCAUCGCUGACUCCCUCUCUCGCUUUCAUUUCCAGACAUUCCGGAGCCUCUGCCCGGAAGCCAGCUCGCAACCAGUCGGAAUCCCUCCACUUCAUCUCCUCUCUCUGCACUAA
Messenger RNA from Gymnodraco acuticeps, 2085 nucleotides. RefSeq lists its product as uncharacterized. The transcript is spliced from 2 exons. Lineage: Eukaryota; Metazoa; Chordata; Actinopteri; Perciformes; Bathydraconidae. The coding region runs from base 1 to 2085 and encodes 694 amino acids. The record is from RefSeq and is a predicted model, not a curated record.